AUGGACUCAGUGGCCUUUGAGGAUGUGGCUGUGAACUUCACCUGGGAGGAGUAUGCUUUGCUGGAUCCUUUCCAGAAGAAUCUCUACAGAGAUGUGAUGCAAGAAACCAUAAGGAACCUGGUCUCUGUAGGAAAAUGGGAAGACCAGACCAUUGGAGAUCAGUACAAAAAUCCCCCCAAAAUCUAA
Molecule: messenger RNA, 186 nt
Organism: Galeopterus variegatus (Sunda flying lemur)
Lineage: Eukaryota; Metazoa; Chordata; Mammalia; Dermoptera; Cynocephalidae
Product: zinc finger protein 124-like
Exons: 1
Coding region: 1-186 (61 amino acids)
Biological process (GO): regulation of DNA-templated transcription
Source: RefSeq, a predicted model, not a curated record